AUGGUCCACGUUAUGCAUUACAUCCUCGAGACGCCGCUGCAGUAUGGCGACGAAGAGAAGGAAGAGCUCGAGCGCAUGCACCUUCUCCACUACGAGCUCCAAGUGCUUCGCGGCGUCUCGUACGACCUGACGAUCGACCUUCCCUACUGCCAUUUGUACCAGCUCGUGAGUAAGCUGCCGCCGUCCUGUAGCGCCGUUGGCGACGUCUCUAAAGUCAUUUUGCGCGAGCUCUUUUGGACGACCAUGUGCAUCGACUACUCGGCCGUCCACCUCGCGCAAGCCAGCAUCGUGAUCGCGUGCCACAUCAAGCAGACGCGCUGCGAGUCGGCGUGGCUAUCGGACAAGCAGCACGCGGCCAUGGUGCCAUUACAGCGCACGACGAUGCUGGAGCAGUACAUGCAGCUGCACGCGUGGAAGAUGCAGCAAACGCGGCUCUUCCAGGCGGCCACGACCACCGACGACCAGAAACACCACUUCCUCGUGACCCAAAAGGGCGGGCUCACAUGGCCCGUGCACGGCUCGAUCGCAGAUCCUAGCGAAAUGACCAACCAGGUCGAGUCGCGGCCACCUCCGCCGCUCAAAACCCGAGCCCGGUCGCCCGACAAGGAGCGCGCACGGUCGCCGGACCGCCGCCACCGAUCGUCGUCCAAAGACCGUCGCAAGCCACGGUCGCCCGCCAAGGAGCGCAAAGCCUCGAAGCGGUCGCGGUCUCCGCGGUCGCGAUCUCCCCGGAAGCGGUCGUCGUCGCCGCGGAAGCGGUCGCGGUCGCCGUCGUACCGCAAAGCCAGCUACCACACGAAGCGGUACUCGCGCAGCCGCAGCCCGGACCGGGGCAGUCGCUACUACGCGUCGCGCCGCCGGUCGCCGUCGUACGACCGCCGAUCGCGUCGGAGAAAGGACGACUACGAGAGCGACUACAGCAGUAGCAGCAGCAGCGACGACGACGACCGGUACCGGCGCCGGUCGUCGACCAAGAAACACAAGACGAGUCGCCGCUAACCCAACACGAGUACGUGUUACACAAUAAGAACGCGUGCUUUUUACAAUUUGGCCGCCG
This is a messenger RNA of Saprolegnia parasitica CBS 223.65, 1057 nucleotides long. RefSeq lists its product as hypothetical. The coding region runs from base 1 to 999 and encodes 332 amino acids. The record is from RefSeq and is a predicted model, not a curated record. Lineage: Eukaryota; Oomycota; Saprolegniomycetes; Saprolegniales; Saprolegniaceae. The transcript has 4 exons.